AUGUCUGGUCCAACGAGCAUUCGCGAAUCACUGUUAGCUGGUCAGCAGGUCCUUGACAGGACCACUGCUUCGAUUUACAGAACCCAGCAGAUAAGCUCCAAUAAUGAAGAAGUUGCCCGUGAUGUUGUUGUGGACCUGGGAGAGCAGAGAGAAGCUUUAACGAGGACCAGAAACAGGCUCAGGGAUGCGGAUGAUGAGUUGUCAAAAACGCGGAGGAUUCUCCGCCGAAUGGCCUGGCAUGCAUUGGAGAACAAAAUUUUGUUGAUCUGCAUCAUUGCUUUGGAGCUGAUCAUUAUAGCCGGCAUGGUUUAUUACAAGUGCCAAGUCGCUGUUGUGAAAAGUGUGCAGCGGGUUGGGAGAAGCGCCAAUUUGGUGGAGAAGUGUCGUUUUCGCAAUUUUCACAAGAGAGUAUGUGCUGUGACUGCUUUGAAUGAGAAUCAGCCUCAUUCUAGUAUUGUUGGAGCUUUCGGAUCAAAAUGUGCCUGCAGCUGGCAGAAUUUGCCAGUGGCCCAGAACCAUGCCAGGUUCUAUUCCUCGGGAACUUACCCAAACCACACGAAAAUUCCCUUGCCAGCACUGUCCCCCACCAUGGAACAAGGAUCAAUUGUGUCUUGGGCCAAGAAUGAGGGGGACAAGCUGAGUGAAGGGGACCUGUUGGCCGAAAUUGAAACCGACAAGGCCACCAUGGGUUUUGAGACCCCGGAAGAAGGCUACCUUGCCAGAAUUCUCAUUACUGCCGGGACAAAGGACGUCCCAAUAGGCCAGCUUUUGUGCAUCAUAGUGGAGAAUGAAGCGGAUGUGGCGGCAUUCAAGGAUUUCAAGGAUGAUGGGAAAGUGGUUGCCAAACAAAACGCCCCGGAGCCCCAGGCACCUGCUGCUGCUGUCGUUAAGCCUCCUGCACCAGCGACACCUGUCCAACAAGCGAAGCCAACAGCUGCUCCUUCAGGAGCUGGUGCAGCGAGACCAGCGUCAUCUGUCGGAUCUGAUGGCUUUGUGAAAGCCAGUCCUCUAGCGAGGAAGAUGGCUGCUGAAAAGGGCAUUGAUCUGGCUAUAAAUUUAAUCUUGUUCGUAUUGAAUGCGGUGACGUCUAGUGGCAGUAAUUAUUUGGCCUUGCAGAUGAUUGGAGGAGGAACUGGGCCAGGUGGAAUCAUUAGAGCAAUUGACGUGGAAAGUGCCCAGACAUCAGGAAUGCCAGGAACAGUUGUACCUGCUGCAAGUGGCAUUUUCCUGGACAUGCCGGUUUCUUCAAUUCGUGGAGUAAUUGCAAAGCGUCUCACUGAAUCAAAACAGACUGUCCCCCAUUAUUACCUGCAAACUGAAAUAAACAUGGACAAGGUCUUGAGGUUGAGGAAGGAGAUGAAUGACAUGCUGAAAGAUGAAGGAAUCAAAAUCAGUGUGAACGACUUCAUCAUCAAGGCUUCGGCUCUGGCUCUCCUCAAAAUCCCCGCAGCAAAUUCUGCUUGGAUGGGAACAUUCAUCAGAGAGUACAAAACUGCGGACAUAUCUGUAGCCGUGAGCACGGACAAGGGUCUCAUCACUCCGAUUAUAUUUGGCGCGGAUAAGAAAGGCCUGGCCACUAUUGCCACGGAUAUGAAAUCCCUUGCUGCAAAGGCUCGGGAUGGAAAAUUGCAGCCCCAAGAGUUUCAAGGUGGCACAUUCACCAUCUCCAAUCUUGGCAUGUUUGGCAUCAAGAAUUUUGCAGCUGUCAUCAAUCCACCCCAAGCAUGUAUCCUGGCUGUUGGAGGUACUGCUGCCAAAGCGCUGCCUGAUGCAAAGGAUGCUGAAAAGAUUUUAGUGAGUGAAGUGAUGGAAGUGACACUAAGCUGCGACCACAGAGUAGUUGAUGGAGCAGUUGGAGCCCAGUGGCUGAAGGCAUUCAAGAAGUUCAUGGAAACCCCGUCAACCAUGAUGCUGUAGUUGUUCUGAAAAUGCAAAUCUCCUCCUCCCCCCCACCAUCAUUCCCAUCUGCGGAGAAACCCACUCAAGAUGGCGUCUUUCUGGGGUUUUUCGGAAAACUAGUCGGCCAUGGAUGAUGAUUUUUUUUUUUUGGUUUCGUUUUAUUUCUUGUCCUUUUUGAAUAACAGUUCCUGUGGCGCAGUGUUGGUUCCUGCGGGUGAUGUUGAUUUUCCUGGGCGCAAUUUAGCGAUUCAGUUUUAGUCCUUGUGGUGCGUGGAAACGGCAUCGAAUGAAGCAAUUGUUCCACUA
Notodromas monacha is the source of this 2205-nucleotide messenger RNA. The record is from the annotation of a GenBank genome assembly. NCBI's taxonomy places the organism in Eukaryota, Metazoa, Arthropoda, Ostracoda, Podocopida, Cyprididae.